This is a messenger RNA of Etheostoma spectabile (orangethroat darter), 4133 nucleotides long. RefSeq names its product solute carrier family 7 member 8a (gene slc7a8a). The transcript has 11 exons. Bases 745 to 2256 code for a protein of 503 amino acids. Gene Ontology annotation, cellular component: membrane. Gene Ontology annotation, molecular function: L-amino acid transmembrane transporter activity; neutral L-amino acid transmembrane transporter activity. NCBI's taxonomy places the organism in Eukaryota, Metazoa, Chordata, Actinopteri, Perciformes, Percidae. Gene Ontology annotation, biological process: neutral amino acid transport; amino acid transmembrane transport. The record is from RefSeq and is a predicted model, not a curated record.
AUACAACCUCUCCCUUCCAAACUAUAAACACGGGUCGGAUGUGUGUGGGGUAGACCCGAACGACUUUCUUCCGGAGCAGCUUCUGGUUGGGCUCAGAGAGGAUGCUUUUUGUUUCUUCAGCUCACACCUGGAGCAAGGAGUCUGUGAGAGCGUUUUGCUGUUGUUGAAAUCUAGUUUAUUUUAUUUUUUCUUGCGUGCAGCAUUAGAAAGAAAAGUACUUAUCAUCGUGUGACGCUAAAGGAAUGCCAUUGGAAUAUGCGCUUAUUUCGCUCGAUAAUCGGACUUGACGUGCGUUUAGCUCGCGACCUGUAGCGCCACCUGUGACACCGGCGGACACCAGACCAAGACGAUUUGGGUUGCCAGCUGUGGUCAUACCUGGAAGACACGUGCCAGUUCCAGCUGCAAUCAACAUUUUGCUCUGGAAGAACAAGGAGCAGCACACUGAAUUUAGCACAUUAUUUUCAACAGCCUGCUCUUUUUGUGUGUGUGUAUAUAUAUUUUUUUAAUCUUGAUUUGUUCAGUGUAAAACCCCUCAUUGUCACAGGUUGCUGACAGUGCACUAAUAAUCAACUUUCCUCAUCAGAUAAGUGCAGCACGUUCUGAGCGUACGUAGUUUUACGCACUCAGGAGACGCUUGAGCUCGAGGCGAGACCCAGCGCACGGGCAGCUUAAGGUAGCCUACUGUGGGGUGGAAAAGAAGAUAAGCAUAAGCAAAAAGCCGGGUAGCCGAGUCCAGCCAUCAACAUGACGGACGGCGCGAGACAACGUAGCAGCACGUCGGGGUCCGCCAAGGAUGCUGCCGCUGAGAAGGAGUCGGGAGGUGGAGUAGCGCUCAAGAAAGAAAUCGGGCUUGUGAGCGCCUGCGGUAUCAUUGUUGGUAACAUUAUCGGCUCAGGUAUCUUCGUCAGUCCGAAGGGAGUGAUGGAGAACGCCAGCUCCGUGGGUGUUGCCCUGAUCGUCUGGAUCAUCACGGGCAUCAUCACAGCCAUUGGGGCGCUGUGCUACGCCGAGCUAGGCGUCACCAUCCCCAAGUCUGGGGGAGACUACUCCUACGUCAAGGACAUCUUUGGAGGACUGGCUGGGUUCCUGCGUCUGUGGAUCGCCGUGCUGGUGAUCUAUCCUACCAACCAGGCUGUGAUCGCGCUGACGUUUUCAAACUACGUCCUGCAGCCUCUCUUCCCGACAUGCUUCCCGCCGGAGAACGGCCUGCGUCUGCUGGCUGCUGUCUGCCUCUUGCUGCUGACAUGGGUGAACUGCUCCAGUGUUAGGUGGGCCACUAGAGUGCAGGACAUGUUCACCGCCGGAAAACUGCUGGCCCUCGCCCUCAUCAUCAUCAUGGGCAUUGUGCAGAUCUGCAAGGGAGACUACUACUGGCUUGAGCCAGCCAAUGCCUUUGAGCCAUUCCAGGACUAUGAUGUGGGUUUGAUAGCCUUAGCUUUCCUACAAGGCUCCUUCGCCUACGGAGGGUGGAACUUCCUCAACUACGUCACAGAGGAGCUGGUGGACCCCUACGUGAAUCUUCCUCGUGCCAUCUUCAUCUCCAUCCCCCUCGUGACUUUCGUUUACGUCUUUGCCAACAUCGCCUACGUCACGGCCAUGAGUCCCCAGGAGCUGCUCGCCUCAAACGCGGUUGCCGUGACGUUUGGUGAGAAGCUGCUGGGAGUCAUGUCGUGGAUCAUGCCCAUCUCUGUGGCUCUCUCCACAUUCGGGGGAGUCAAUGGCUCCCUCUUCACCUCUUCCAGAUUGUUCUUUGCUGGAGCCAGAGAGGGCCACCUCCCCAGUCUGCUGGCCAUGAUUCAUGUGAAACGCUGCACUCCCAUCCCUGCUCUGCUCUUCACUUGCCUGUCUACCCUGCUUAUGCUGUGCACCAGCGACAUGUACACCCUCAUCAACUAUGUGGGCUUCAUCAACUACCUCUUCUACGGAGUCACUGUCGCCGGGCAGAUUGUCCUUCGUAUUAAACAGCCCGACAUUCACCGACCAAUCAAGAUCAGCCUCAUCUGGCCGGUCAUUUACCUCCUUUUCUGGGCCUUCUUGCUCAUUUUCUCCCUUUACUCUGAACCCGUGGUGUGUGGCAUCGGCCUGGCCAUCAUGCUGACCGGUGUCCCAGUAUAUUUCCUGGGAGUCUACUGGGACAAUAAGCCACAGUGCUUUGACGCCUUCGUUAAUAAGAUGACGUACUUGGGCCAGAAGUUCUGCGUGGUGGUUUAUCCCGACAUGGGUAAGAGCGGUGGGAGCGAAGAGGAAGGAGAGUAAAUGAAGGAGGCCAGGUCUCCUCUGUCCAACGCGGACGUAGACAACCAUCAGUCAGCGGACUUCUAAAGAUUUUAUCUCCCACCUGCCUCAAAAUGAACAGACAUAUGAAGAUGCACACAUGGGUGCGCGCAAACACACAUGCAAACACACCACAGUUUAUAGUGGAUUUACUGAUCAACACUUUGUCUUUCAUAUUGGUAUUUGGUUUUAUAUCAAUCAAUAAUUUUUUGUGCCAAAUAUAACAUGAGGUAUGUAGAGUUAUAUGACGUCAAACCUUUUUGUCUGGGGUCUUUCAGAAGUGCAAUAAAGAAGGUUAGCACCUUCCAACUCCUCAAUACAUGCUUAAUCAGUCACAUGUACUACUCUUCAUCAUCAUCAUCAUCAUCUGCGCACUCCUACUGUAAGAGCAUCAUUUCAUUUUUUGUAUCUUUAUCAAAAGACUCUUACGCUACUGUGAUGGCUACCUUUUCUUUGGUUUGAUUUUUGGUCUUUUUUUUUUGACACAUUGGAAAUGUUGCUUCUUCAUCCAAGCACACCAAAGCUAUAUUUUGAUCCUCAAAGCAGAAAAUCUGAUUCAGAUCAAGUCAUUUGUUGAAGUACACUGUUUUACUGCGUUUAGCUUUUAAAGGUGACUGUGAUUCUGAAAUGUUUCUCCUUUUUUUUUGUAAUUGUGUUAAUUGUUUAUAUCAUUUGUCUUUGUAGUUAUUUUAGUUUUAAUAUUUUAAUUUUAGCUUUGUCGAUAUUCUCUUUUUCUUUUUUUUAUUCAACAUCAUAUACAUCUCGGCCUAUUUUUUUUUACUCUUGCGUACACCUGAAAGCUGAUGUGUCAUCUGUUCUUGUUAAUUGCCUUAAUUAGAAUACAGUCUGUACUUGGGUGUCACUAUAGAUCUGUUUUGUCACUAUAGAUCUGUUUUGACUAGAUCUUUUGUGGAGAGAUGAUUAAUCCUCGAACAUUGGGGUAGUUUUUAUUUUUGUGGAAGUAACAAAAAAACUAUAAAAAAGUGGUUCUUGUGUGGACAAUACACUGACAAUUAACUUGUUAAAACUGCAAGUCCAGCAUGGACAUAGACAACUAAAAUUAAUAGGCAAGACGUGCAUUGUUAAUACGCAAACCCCUACACCGACACAUGUGAAUGCCUGCGUGAAAAACAGUUUUAAAGAGGCAUUGAUUGUCUUACAUGUUUUAUGGAAGAAGUGUUUUUGUAGCUUAACAUCUAGCUGUGUCUAAAUAUGUUUUUGUUCUUUUUUUAGGGUGUAGAAAUUAGAGCUUCACACUAAAUAUUUUUUAAUUCAAUAGAAGACAUUUUUAGUGCAAUAUUAGUAUAGGCAUCAGCAAAAACUGAACAUGCACUCUUGAAUAAACCCAAUCUUUCUGGUUUGGUAAUAGUUAUGUAUCUAUACUUAUAUUGUAUAAUAUAGUAACAACACUCCUGCACACAUAAACACACAGUAUGUACUCUUGUGUCCUCCUUUCUGUAAUCUAUUAGUGUCUCAGGGCGUCCCCACUGCCUUCUGCUUAAAUACACUUGCCUAAAACACUUUAGACCCUAACAACUUGAGAUCUGAUUGAUUGAUAUUUCUGUACUGGUGCUUUUAGAUUUGUAUUUCCUCAGGAGUCCAUGUUUUACAGGCAAUCCCAAGACAAAAAUCUUACAGAGGUAAAUCAAUCUAACUAUAAAGAAUAAUUAAAGUUGGGCCAGUAUUGUGAAAGUUUCUUUUGUUGAACUGUAAGGGGAACAGGAGUCUUGGAUGUCUUUAUAAGUUCAAUGAUUGUGUUUUGUGCCUGUAUGGUUAUUGUGUAUUUACAGUAUACACACGUCAUGGAAGUCUGUAUAUUGUGUCAAAUAAAAACCACUGACUAAGGUGUGAAUUUGUAA